This is a messenger RNA of Periophthalmus magnuspinnatus, 6579 nucleotides long. RefSeq names its product G protein-coupled receptor 155b (gene gpr155b). Lineage: Eukaryota; Metazoa; Chordata; Actinopteri; Gobiiformes; Gobiidae. Gene Ontology annotation, biological process: intracellular signal transduction; transmembrane transport. Bases 99 to 2435 code for a protein of 778 amino acids. The record is from RefSeq and is a predicted model, not a curated record. Gene Ontology annotation, cellular component: membrane. The transcript is spliced from 20 exons.
GAGCUAAGAUGAUUCACACGAACUUGACAGCCUUUGGAUAAUGACAACAACGUAAAUCAAGUCGAUUCUCCAGGCCUGUCCAGUGUGCUCCGGUCAGCAUGGAGACUGUAAACAGCUACGUAUUGAUCCAUGGGAAGAACAUCUCUCAUAGCUCUUUGGCCGGGUCUGCGGCUGGCCCACAAAUGUCCAUAGACAAGCUCUUCCCUGCUCUACUGGAGUGCUUCGGCAUCAUCAUGUGUGGAUACAUUGCUGAGAGGGCUGACAUCAUCACAGAGACCCAAGCGAAGGGUCUGGGUAACUUUGUGUCCAAGUUUGCUCUGCCAGCAUUGCUCUUUAAAAACAUGGUGCUGCUGGAUUUUGGAGAUGUCAUUUGGGCAUUUCUAUGGAGCGUGCUGGUGGCAAAGGUGACAGUGUUCGUGCUGGUGUGCGUGCUCACCCUGAUGGUGGCCAGUCCUGAGAGCAGGUACAGCAAGGCCGGCCUCUACGCCAUCUUUGCCACUCAGAGCAAUGACUUUGCUCUGGGAUACCCCAUAGUGGAGGCCUUGUACCGGAGCACGUACCCAGAGUACCUGCAGUACAUUUACCUGGUGGCUCCUGUGUCCCUCAUGAUCCUAAACCCCAUCGGCUUUGCCCUGUGUGAGAUCCAGAGGUGGAGACAGGCCAGCCACCCUGAGCGCAGCACUUUAGCCAUCGUAGCAGUUGUCAUUCUUCAGGUUUUGAAGAAUCCCAUAGUGUUCAUGGUGAUCAUAGGCAUCGUGUCUCACUUUGCCCUGGGACAGCAGAUCCCAGCCGUCCUCUCAGAGUUCAUUGAUGGACUGGCCAAUUCUUUUGGAGGAGCGGCCUUGUUCUACCUGGGACUCUCUAUGGUCGGCCAACUUAGAAAACUGACUCGAGACACUGGAGUUGCUUUGAUCCUUCUAAUUACAGCCAAACUUCUGGUGAUGCCUCUGGUGUGUAAGGACAUGGUGGAGAUCCUGGAUGUUGGAGUAAACAGCAGCAGUCCGAACCACACCAGUCUGUCCAACUUUGCCUUUCUGUACGGAGUCUUCCCCACAGCUCCCAGUGUGGCCAUCUACGCAGCGCACUACAACAUGGAGCUGGAAGUGGUGACUUCAGGCAUGGUGAUCAGCACAUUCCUGUCCGCUCCCAUCAUGUACGUGUCGGCAUGGUUACUCACCAUCCCUCUGAUGGACCCCACCCCUCUCAUCACAGAGCUGCAGAACGUCAGCUUCAACAUCAGCGUCGUCUGCCUCCUCGCUCUGGUGUGGACCAUAGCUGUGAUGCUUCUGAGCAGAAAGUUCAACAGACUUCCUCAUGUCUUUGCUCUGAAUCUCUUCUUGGCUCAGUUCCUGGUGUGUGUGAGUAUGAUCUUGUGGAACUUCCUGGUCAAACAGGAGGAGAACCUGGUGGGCAAAGUCAUCACAUUCAGCCUCCUCUACGGCUCCCUGUACAGCACCUACAUCUGGACUGGUCUGAUCCCUCUAUGCCUGGCCCUCACAAACAGAGACGACCUCCUGAGGCUGAGGCCAGGAGUCUUCAUGGCCCUUGGCUGGGGAGUACCCUUCUUAAUGGUGGGAUGUCUUCUGCUUGUGGGAGAAAGAACAGACUCCAUAGACUCUGCCUUCUUCUGUGGGAAAGCUCAGAUCAUCUGUAGUGCAGUUGUACUAGCCGUGAGUCUCCUGCUGGGGGCACUCUCUCUAAUGGGGCUGAGCCAGGGCAGCAGGGAGCAGAGCGGGUACGAAGCUUUGGGCAGAGCUGCUGUCACCGGUCUCACUGACGACCUGCAGCCCCCUGGAGGAGUAGAAGAGCAACAACAACAACAGCCCCCCCUGCUGAUCAGCUCCCCCUCCACCUUCAGCAUUAACUCAGACAUGCAGAACGGCUCUCCACCUCAGUCCAUACCUGACAUGAUCGCCAGCACCCAAAGAGAACACGUCAACCACCUGGAUCAUAUUGGAGCCCAGUCGGACGGCCCUCCUCUGUCAGAGCAACCCCUGAACCUGCCUCCUCCUGGUCCUCCUCCAGAUGAGAAGCAGACACUCAGACAUGUGCUGCUGUGCCUGCUGCUCAGCGUUAGCCUGCUAGCAAACCUGUCCAGCUGUAUGUGGUGGCUUUUGAACAGAGACCCAGGCCGACUGUACCUGGAGCUGCAGUUCUUCUGUGCUGUGGCCAACUAUGGACAGGGGUUUCUGUCAUUUGGAAUCUUUGGCCUGGACAGACACCUUAUCAUUCUUCCAUUCAAAAAGAGGUUGUUAUCCUUAUGGCAUGGACGGGACAGCUCUGAGCUGCCCUCUGCUGGUGUUCCUGAAGAGGUGCGGCUCACGUGCACUCAGUUUGUGCGUUACCACAAAGAGCAGUGUGUGCAGGACGUGGUACACACACGCAGUGGCUCAGGGGAGAGUGUGACCGCUACCACCGGUGAAUCCUUCCUCUGAUAAUGACAGGUUAGCGCGCCCCCCGGUGGACACCUACGGAGACGUGCCCCAGACCGAGGACCCUCUACCCCAGCUCACUCACCCCCACCCGGAGAGCCUGUUCCGGGGCAGCGACCUGGUGGAGUGGUUGUUGGAGAGGGGCUUGUGCAAGGGGAGGGGGGAGGCACAGAUGUACGGAGGGUUUCUGCAGCAGGGAGGAGUGAUAGAGCAUGAGACGGGACAGUACGGCUUUAAGGACGAAGACACGAUAUUUUAUUAUUUCACCAAUGAGAGUUAGAGAUGGAGAGAAGGGGCUCAGGAUCAGAGGUGGGUAGGGUAGCCAGAAAUUUGACUCAAGUAAGAGUAACUUAAUUGUUCAAAUGUUCAAAUCAUUUCAUAUUGUCGACAUAACUAAAACUAAAAUCCCCCUCUGCUCAGGAUGCAUGAUGGAGCAGAGGGAAAAGGAGGAAUAUUGUUUGUUAUGUCGGGGUAAGGCGCUCAGGUCUUAUUGGCAAACUUUGUACUAUUCUGUUAAAGGCGCUGUACCUGAUUUUAUUUAAAAUUUGACAAAAAGAUUUAGUUCAUUUUAAGUGGUUUGUCGGUUUGCAGUGGUUAAAAGUUAUUCCUCAGCUACUUUAUGCAUUCUCAACAUCCUAAUUAUUCAAUGCAGCGAUUUUCACACCUUACAGGGGCCACAGCGGAGUUUUCCUAUUAAAGCUAACAACAUCAACUAGCUUUAUAAGAUGCAGACAGGUCCACGAGCUGCUUAGAUGAUAUAUCUGUAUUGAGACAAGACACAUUUUGGUCAAAUACAUGGAAAGAGAUUGGGUACAGGGCCUUUAAGUAGCUAUAAAAUCAGAAAAUUCAUAAAUAUAUCCCUUGAACUUAAUGGGACUGAUUUUAAGACAUUUUCAAGUCACAUAGUAGAUUAAAACUCUUAAAGGUGCACUGUGUAACUUUUUCCGACACCUGCUUGUCUCCACUUGCUUUUCCUUUAAAGGGCCCGUACUACACUUUAUUUGAUUUAUUUUCUGAUCCAUGUUAUAAUGUUGUUUCCUCAUCACAAACAGACCUGGAGUUGUGUUUUGUUUCAUUCAUACAUGUCUUUAAGUUCUUCCCUUAAAUAGAAAACACUUCAUUCCACCUUGUGAUGUCAUGUGGUGAUACAGGAAGUGCUUCACUGUGUCUUUAAACUCCAUACACCUUCCUGUAUGGAGCCCUGGAAUUGCUCAUCUCUAUUGAACUAAAGGUAAAAGGUAGAUGUAAACUUGAAAAAUACCGCUUCAUGACAUCACAAGGUGGAACAGAGCAUUUUCAGCUUUGGUGAAUAAAACAAAACACAACUCCAGGUAUAUGUUUGAUGAGGUAACAUUCUAACAUAGCUAAAAACUCACUGAAGUGAAUUGUGUCUAAUAUAGGACCUUUUGUGCAUCACAGAAUGGCAUAAACAUUUAAUUACAGGUGUUUGCUAAAAUAAAAAUGGAUAUGUUUGAUGAUGCCAUACUAGGGAACGUUUUGGACAAAACAAUAAUAACUCCAUGGAAACAGGCAGAUGGUGGACAGAGAAGUUACACAGUACCCCUUUAAACCCUUGAACCCAUUUUACACUCCUCAACAACCAAAAAUGAUCAAUUAUAUAUAGUUUGCCAUAAGACCCUUACAAGUUGCUGCAUUUUUGUCAUACACUUUAUUUUGUAUAAAAAAAGUUUCAACAAUGCAAACAAAAUGUGACAGAUUUUCUUGAUAUUAUUUUAAUACAUAUUUUUUGUAACAACUCAAACACUAAAACAGUUAAAUAAUAUAAUAUAAACAGAUAUAUCAAAGCUAUGGACAGUGCUCACUACUUUCUCUGCACAACUCAACCUUCAUUCAAAUCAUCACAUCAUUCUGAAAUUUCAAGUUUUAUUUUUGUAAAGUAGUUAUUUUUUUUAUUGUUUAUUUAUUCAUUUUACUUAGUAUUUGUAUCAUUUAUGUUAAAGAGGGGGUAUUAUGCAAAGUUGACUUUUUGGAGCUUUCUACCAUGUUAUGACUUUGUUCCUUCAUCAAAAUGAAGCCUGAAGAGGUUUUAUUUGUCAUCCAUGCAUGUCUGAGUAAUCUAGUGAUCUCUCCCGGGCCCUCUUUACAGUUAGCAGUACGCAGAAUGCAGAAUUUACAAAAGCAGGAUACUGAGCUAUUCACUACAACUUCACAAACCUGAUGCAAUGGAGGAGGGGAAGUGAUUAGUACAGGGAGCCAAGGGAGAGAAAACUUUCAAAACAAUAAAAUGUGACAUGGUGAUCUAAAUAUGUUAAGUGUUAGCAGUUAAUACCUCCUCUUUAAGAAGAUUUCAAGUUUACCUGCACCAGUCUGAGCCUAAAUCCUCUCACAUUCUGUUAACUGACAAUUUGCCAUAGAGAUAAUGUUUCAAAAAGCCAAAUGUUUUAUGUUUUAUAAAUGUUUCUGAAAUAAUUUUGCACGAUAAAGACUGCAUGAUUUGAGGCAGUUAAAACGGCCGCUCGUCUGGCACUUGCACUGAAACACGCGCAUACUGGAAAUCUGGUUAAAAAUAUUGAUAUACUUUUGCUGCUGUUAUGUUUAAUGCUUAUUAUUGUUGUGUAAAUGGUUCGUUAUGAGUUCAGUUUGGUGUAAUUAAGCACAAGUGGCCUCUGUGUGUGGAGACCAGAGCACAGCGAUGCAUGUGCCUGAAAACUCACUCCAACUUAAUGUGUAAAUGUGGUGUUUAUGUUCAUGUUUACAACAGCAGGGGGCAGUAUGCUGUCUUUGUCGAUGCCUUAAAGAUGCACUGUGUAGAAGGCUUGUCCUGGUUUGGUCCUGGUUUCGAUCCAGUUUGAGUCUAAUGUAGAUUUAGACCUGGCAAAUGCUAACUGCUAUGCCUCUGAGCCACUAUGCUAACCAUGUUACGUUUCAUCAGUGCCACUUAGCUCGUUAGCAGUUAUAAACAUCAAAUUGCACUCUGUCUUGAUAACACAUUUUGAGGAAAACACUUUUUACCACUGGCACAGUAACCCUAAAGCAAAAUAUAAAUCCCUCCAAAAUAUAAUCCCGACAAAAAAUGCAAAAAAUAAUUAGCAGAAUGAAACACUUAGUCAAAGAUGUAAUUUAUUCAACUCUCCACAGCUAAAUCUUACCAUAGUACAAAAAAAUAACAAAACGUUCCCACUAAGAAAAAGUGUGGUACCCAUGAUAAAUAUUGACUCCCACAUAUUGUUCCAUUGAUCAUUUAUAGAAGUCGAUAUAUAGUGUUUAUCGUAACAGGCCUGUAAACUAUUGAUGGCUUGGGAGUUCUUCAUGUUUGUCUAUGAUAUUUUUAGAUUGUCUGAGAACUCAAGAAAAAAUACAGCCCGUGAUGAAUAUGAACGUUUAAGAUCUAGUUUUAGGUGUUUAAGGUUUAAUAAAAAAGGUGAGGAUGACUAACUGAAAAGGUGUUGGCUAAUACUAGCUAGCCAUUUGAAAGAGACUUGUUUAACAGCACAAAUCCGCUCUCUUGUUGUCGCAGCUAAAUCAAUUCUUUAAUCUGAGCUGUUUUAACACUGACUAUAAAGGGCCCAUAUUACAUGAUUUUCUGAUCUCUGUUAUAAUGUUGUUUUGUUUCAUUCACACAUGUUAGCUGUCUAACAUCACAAGGUGGAACAGAGCAUUUUGAGCUUUGGAGAAGUAGACAAACUAAUAAUAAAGUGUUACUCAAACAUGUGUGAAUGAAACAAAACACAACUCCAGUUCUGUUCUUUAGGAGGUAGCAGGAUUAUACCAUGACUUAAAGCUCACAAGAGUCAGUUUUGUGUUAUAUAGGAAGUCUAAUUUGAAUAACAAAGCUUCAGACAGAGCAGUUCCACCAGUUAGCUUUCCACAUUAACUUUUUUUUAAAUCUGACCUACCUAGUGCAUCUUUAAAGUGAGUCUUCCACCUGUGCUUUGUGUCCUAUGGCUGUGUGUGUGCUCAUGUGUCGGACCAUAGCACUAUGCACAGAAGUCCCUUUAUUCAGCCUGUACCAGCGUGUGCACGGUUUUGUCUUCCAUCAACUGAAAAACGUGUUUACAUUUUUGUUAUCCAGAUUGUUUGUUUUUUUUGGAUCAUUUUGUGUGUGAUUGUGUGUGCUUAUGGAGAGUGGAGAUGUUGUAAGCCAAUGAGGUCUAUUACUUUGUGACCGAAAUAAAGCCAGAAAUAC